GCCUCUCCUAUUUAUCUAACGACCUCAAACAAAACUAAUGAUCUCCAGGCACCGCCCGCUACUUCGACAUCAACGACCUGGAACCGCCAGAGGGCUACCCCGAAUCGAAUUGACUGGCGGUGGCGGGGAUCAUCCUCCUCGCCAUCGCCAUCGUCGGCAGCGUGAUCCUUGCAGUCAGCGGCAGGACCCGCGCGCGAGUCAUCCGUAGCGGACAGCAUGUGUACGAACAGAUCGCAGCGAAGAAGGUGGGAUUGUUCAAAGGGUAACAGCACUGGCAGCUUGUUUUUGCAUUGUCUAGGUGGAGAGGUGUCUUCUGUAGGCUCGGCGUUUUUAUCUCUUUUUGUUUUCUGUCUUCCUUUUCCCUACCUUCUAUUUUUGUUGUUUACUUUUAAUUUCUAUCACUUGUUUUAUCUUAUCUUCUCUUCGCCAUUGUGUUCUUUUACCUUUCUAUUUUAUUUCCAUUUGAGCAUGCAUUGCUGUCGUGGGUAUGGACAAAACAAAAGUGGAGGAGUCCUGUGCCCCGUCAAUCUUCUACAAGGAUGGGAUUCAUGAUUUAGGAAAUCAACCAUGGACGAUUGCUUUGAUAUUGUACUGUACAUGAGAUAAAGCUUUAAAUAAG
Molecule: messenger RNA, 619 nt
Organism: Aspergillus campestris IBT 28561
Lineage: Eukaryota; Fungi; Ascomycota; Eurotiomycetes; Eurotiales; Aspergillaceae
Exons: 1
Coding region: 217-552 (111 amino acids)
Source: RefSeq, a predicted model, not a curated record